Molecule: messenger RNA, 913 nt
Organism: Acinonyx jubatus (cheetah)
Lineage: Eukaryota; Metazoa; Chordata; Mammalia; Carnivora; Felidae
Gene: ETFB
Product: electron transfer flavoprotein subunit beta
Exons: 6
Coding region: 103-870 (255 amino acids)
Cellular component (GO): cytosol
Molecular function (GO): electron transfer activity
Source: RefSeq, a predicted model, not a curated record
GCGCAGAGAGGGGCGGGGUGCGGGGUGCGGGGGCGGAACGAGAAGUCUCGAUCUGGGCGCCCAGCGAGCUCACUGACCCCGGCAGGUGGCAGAGGCAGGAAGAUGGCGGAGCUGCGUGCCCUCGUGGCUGUCAAGAGGGUCAUCGACUUCGCUGUGAAGAUCCGGGUAAAGCCUGACAAGACGGGCGUGGUCACAGAUGGCGUGAAGCACUCCAUGAACCCUUUCUGUGAGAUCGCCGUGGAGGAGGCCGUGCGGCUCAAGGAGAAAAAGCUGGUGAAAGAGGUCAUCGCUGUCAGCUGUGGGCCUGCCCAGUGCCAGGAGACCAUCCGCACUGCUCUGGCCAUGGGCGCAGACCGAGGCAUCCACGUGGAGGUGCCAGCUGCAGAGGCAGAUCGCCUGGGUCCCCUGCAGGUGGCCCGGGUCCUGGCCAAGCUGGCAGAGAAGGAGAAGGUAGACCUGGUGCUGCUGGGCAAGCAGGCCAUCGAUGAUGACUGUAACCAGACGGGGCAGAUGACCGCUGGAUUUCUAGACUGGCCACAGGGCACAUUCGCCUCCCAGGUGACACUGGAAGGGGACAAGGUGAAAGUGGAGCGGGAGAUUGACGGGGGUCUGGAGACCCUGCGCCUGAAGCUGCCUGCCGUGGUGACCGCCGACCUGCGGCUCAACGAACCUCGCUAUGCCACGUUGCCCAACAUCAUGAAAGCCAAGAAAAAGAAGAUUGAGGUCAUCAAGCCCGGAGACCUGGGUGUGGACCUUACCUCCAAGCUCUCCGUGGUUAGUGUGGAGGACCCGCCCCAGCGCACGGCCGGCGUCAAGGUGGAGACCACGGAGGACCUGGUGGCCAAGCUGAGGGAGAUUGGGCGGAUUUGAGCCCCUUCCCUGACACUCAGCAAUAAAACUAUGACCCUCCCGA